AUGGCAUUCGCAUCGGAGGAAUCUCGAGUUUUGCUGCUCUACACCGGCGGAACGAUCGGUAUGCUCAGUAGCGAUGCUGGGUAUACUCCAGAGCCCUUUUUCUUAUUCGAAACCCUUCGUUCACAGACAUCGCGCUUCCAUGACCCGCUCGGCGACUCGUUGUUGUCCAAAGGCAGAAGUGUCGAAGGAUUUCGAGCGUGGUCGGAGAAUCAGAGUCGAGAUCAGAGUCGAAGUCGUGCUACGAGUCCUCAGCGGGGCGGACGAGCACCCCUCUCUCCGUCGGAAUCCUCAUUGAACCCCCCGCGAGGUUUGCAGCGGAGGGACCCGUCUAUUACGAGUGGAAGGACACCUGUAAUUCACGAAGUGUUGAAGGAGCACUCAAGGCAGGCGUCGUCAGAUAUAGAGUCUGUGGAUGCACCGCAUUCGCCGCUCGAGAUUUCGUCGACGUUGCCCGUUAGAUCUACGAGACCUGUUCAGGUCCCUCCACCUCUUGGUGACGAUGAAGAAGAUGGUGGUAGGGGGCGUUCAAUGAACAAGUGCAAAAAAAUUCGCGACAAUUGCUACGAGGCGGCUCUUCCGAGCUUGGUCACCCCGGUAUUGAGCACGGCACCGGGGGGUAACGUGAAGCGGAUUCGAUAUGCUGUUCUCGAAUGGAAUCCGCUCCUGGACAGCAGCAAUAUGGAGAUUGCGGAUUGGAUCCGCAUCGCCGAGGAGAUUGAGCUCAACUAUCAUCUCUUUGAUGCAUUUGUUGUUCUGCAUGGCACCGACACUAUGUGCUACAGUUCCAGUGCGCUGAGCUUUCUGCUAGAGGACCUUGGAAAGACAGUCAUUCUUACUGGUGCUCAGAUCCCUCUCUCGCAGCUUCGAAAUGAUGCCGUGGAGAAUCUCCUGGGCGCUCUCUCGAUUGCUGGGCAGUACUUGAUUCCAGAGUGCUGCUUAUUCUUCAACCACACUCUAUAUCGAGGGAACAGAGUGUCCAAAGUCUCAUCCUCGGACUUUGACGCCUUUGACAGUCCCAAUUUCCUCCCAUUAGCUAAAGUCGGAAUUGAUAUUGAAAUCAACUGGGCGGACGUUGUGCGCCCCAUCAGCCAGCGCGCAUUCAAAGCUCAUAAACUCCUCAACAAAAGCAUCUUACUUAUAUUAAUGGACACAGCUACACUACGCCUGUUUCCGGGCAUCACCGCAGCAACUGUCAAAGCGUUUCUUGCUCCUCCAGUACAAGGUGUUGUACUCGAGACAUUCGGAGCCGGUAACGCUCCUCAGCGUGCCGACCUUAUGGACGCAAUGAAAGCGGCAUGCGAACGGGGUGUGAUUAUUGUCGCUAUUUCUCAAUGUGCCAAAGGAAGCGUAUCCGAUGCUUACGAAACUGGACGGACUCUUCAAGCAGCUGGAGUCGCCUCGGGCGGAGAUAUGACCACAGAGUGCGCUCUUGCAAAACUCGCAUAUCUACUCUCGAAACCAGAAAGGUUGUCUACGUCACAAGUGCAUGCGCUAAUGUCGAUUCCAUUGCGCGGAGAAUUGACCCUUCGAACAAGCCACGCCGUUCAGGCAUCCAGCUCGUUCUCUGUCGCCAACGAUUCAGCGAGAACGCCAGAGUCUUUCGGGAAUCUUCUCAAUCACAUCACAAGAUUAUCUGCGCCUCAAAGUCUUGUGCCCUCCGUUCGUAUUGCGCCUCCUCGAAACGCAGAAGAACGGCCCAAGCCAGCACAUUCUUUGACACUGCUAGGAGCUACCGUCGCACUCUCCAAAUCUGCUCGCGAAGCGGCGAGUUCAUGGUCCAACACCGCAUCGGAAACGGCAACCGCCGAAGCGGCUCUAUAUCCAUUCCUUGUUCACCUAGCCGUAGCAAAGGACGACGUGGAGACGCUCAAGUUCUGCCUAGGCAUAUCCGAGACCAAAACCACCUCCCCCGUCAUUGACCCUCAAACGCCAAUGGAAGAGAUGGGGGUGACGGAAAGCUUCCCUAUCAGCAGCAGCAAUAGGAACCUUGUCAAAGGAGGAAUCGCCAAUUGCCUUGAUAUUGCGUCCGGCAGAACGCCAUUGCAUGUUGCUGCGCUUAAUGGGAGCGUCAAGUGUGCGCAAGUAUUACUGGAAGCUGGAGCAUUGGUUCAUAUACGAGAUUCUCUGGACCAUACUGCACUUUACUAUGCCGCUCGUCACAGCCACGGCUCUAUAGUUGAUUCGCUGCUACAGGCUGGAGCACAUCUAGGCGGUGCAGAUGUGGAAGGUGGGUAUGUGCGACUGGCUAUCAAGCAUGCACAGUCUGUAGGCGAUCAGACUGCGCUUCUCGUUUGGCGAAAAGGUACCACCUUGACCCCCACUACGUCUGGUGCAUCUGCGAGUCUGAUCCAAGCCAGCACGAGGCUCGUCGCACCGCCUGUUGUUGAACAAGGUCCAUCUGGUCAACAAUCCGUAGUCACCACAUCAGCAUUAUCGACGACACAAUCUGCGACCGAUCAACAAUCUCCGAGCCCGGAUCAUGAACAGACACGACGAUCCAAAAUGGACAGAUGGCUUGCUCGUGUAGCUCUCAUGCUCAGCUUGACAAAAAGCAUUGCGGAUGCUGCCGAGUUUGCACCAUUGAAAGGAGCCUGCGAAGCUGUUGUGACAAUUCUGGAUUCCAUUCAGGCUAUCAAAGAUAACCAAUAUGCCUGGUCAGACCUCUUGCAGACCAUUAGAGAACACACGAGGACGUUUCAACGACAACUAGAUCAGCUAGGUAUCAAAGAUGUACUCGAAGAGUGCGAGGAAUCUAUCAAGGAUCCACUCACAAACUACUCCAUUACCCUCAAAGAGUUGAUAGCCGAGAUAUGCGUCGAUUCUGGUCUCGAUGAAUCCGAGGUUGAUAAGGGUCUGACUUGGAAAAUACUGGUCCAACGUAUCGGUACUACAAAGCUGGAAGCGGACACGAUCAACGGAUACAAGCAACGCCUGACGGCCGCAAGGGACGAGUUGAUGCAUGCUCUGAUUCUCUAUGUUACCGUGUCUGUUAGAGCUACGGCGGAGCGGGACAUAUUGAAGGAACUCCAAUCUAAACAACGCCAACGUCCGCAGGAAUGCCAGCCGGGUACACGUGCGGAAAUAUUGGCUGAAUGCGAAGCCUGGUCCAAAAACCCAGACUCUCCGAACGUCCUUUGGAUCAAAGCUGCACCAGGAGCGGGCAAAUCGACCAUUGCGUCCACCUUGGUGACUACACUCGGCAUCAAAAAGACGCGUCUAGGAUCGAGCUUCUUCUUCCGUCGACAAGAGACCGCAACUACAACUGCUAGCGCACUGUGGCAGGGGAUUGCGUAUGACCUUGCGCGACAUCCUACCAUUCGCAAAUACCUCGCGGAUAAGAUGAGGAACGAGGAGAUUGACUUGACGACACCGAAUAUCGACAUUCUUUUUCAGCAGUUGGUUGAAAAGCCGUUGUCCAAAAUCGGCAACCUUUCACAGGACCAAUUACCUGUGGUCAUCAUUGAUGCAUUGGACGAAUGUGGUGGACUGGUCGGCACGCGAUCGACGGAAUUUCGGCAACUUUGCAAACCCUCACUGCCUGGUCUCGUCUUCCAACCAGUUGCAAGUUGA
This is a messenger RNA of Serendipita indica DSM 11827, 3570 nucleotides long. Lineage: Eukaryota; Fungi; Basidiomycota; Agaricomycetes; Sebacinales; Serendipitaceae. The record is from the annotation of a GenBank genome assembly.